This is a messenger RNA of Entelurus aequoreus (snake pipefish), 2411 nucleotides long. RefSeq names its product transmembrane protein 180-like. Lineage: Eukaryota; Metazoa; Chordata; Actinopteri; Syngnathiformes; Syngnathidae. The transcript has 8 exons. The record is from RefSeq and is a predicted model, not a curated record. Bases 268 to 1836 code for a protein of 522 amino acids.
GAAGCGGACCGCGAAACCUCCACCGUCGCCCCGGCGACGAGAAGCGCGGCUUGCGGUCGUUAUGACGUGGAUCACCGCCCUCGCUCCCUGCCUCCCGAGCGCCAGUCGCGGCUGCUACUAAGCGAGCAGGAACCCUCUCAGGUGACCUGGUUAACAUUGAAGAGGAGGAGCCCUGCCUGCCAACACUAAUGACAAGUUAGCUGUGGUGGCCGUGCAGUAAAAGCAGGUGUGGCGGCCAUGAGGAGGCGGUGAUCGUGUGGAGGAAGAAUGGGCCGGAGCGUCCUCUCCACCGCCGUGCUCUACGGCUCCUUGGCCCUCUUCACCUCCGUCCUCCACAAUGUCUUCCUGCUCUACUACGUGGACACCUUUGUGUCCGUCUACAAGAUCGACAAGGUCUCCUUCUGGGUGGGCGAGACCGUGUUCCUGCUCUGGAACAGUUUCAAUGAUCCUCUGUUCGGGUGGCUGAGUGACCGCACCUUCCUCAGCUCUCCUCAGACCGGCUCCCAGGUCACGUCCCCAGAGGUGGUUCUGAAGCGGCUGAAGGCGCUGUCCGCCAACGGGCCUCUCCUGGCCCUCUCCUUCCUGGCCUUCUGGGUGGCGUGGGCCAGCCCGGGCCUGCAGUUCCUGCUCUGCCUGUGCCUGUACGACGGCUUCCUCACCAUGGUGGACCUCCACCACAGCGCCCUGCUGGCCGACCUGGCCGUGUCCGCCGCCGACCGCACGCGCCUCAACUUCCACUGCUCGGCCUUCAGCGCCCUGGGCUCGCUGUCCGUCUUCCUGUCCUACUCCUUCUGGGACAAGGAGGACUUCCACGCCUUCCGCCUCUUCUGCCUGGCCCUGGCCGCCUUCUCCAUCCUGGGCUUCUUCCUCGUCUCCGGGUUGCUACGGCGACGUUUUGAGAAGGAAGUCCGUCCAAGACACGAGGAGGCGCUGGCGCUCAAAGAGUACGUGACAAAAGGCGCAUCUUUAUUACAAAGUUUGUCUUCUUCUAAUCUUCUGUGUGGCAGGCUGAGUGUGGGCAACGCCCCGUUCACCUCUCCUGAGCACCCCGUCACCAUCCAGCAGUACCUCAAGCAGCUGUCCAGACACAAGAACUUCAUGUGGUUCGUGUCCAUGAACCUCAUUCAGGUCUUUCACUGCCACUUCAACAACAACUUCUUCCCUCUUUUCCUGGAGCACCUCCUGUCAGACAACAUCUCCGCCUCCAGCGGCUCCAUCCUCCUGGGCAUCUCCUACGUGGCCCCCCACCUCAACAACCUCUACUUCCUCACCCUGUGCCAGCGCCAUGGGGUCUACCAGGUCAUCCGCUGGCUUUUUCUGCUCAAACUGGGACUGAGUGUGGCCAUGCUGCUGGCGGGGGCCGACCACGUCUUCUUGCUCUGCAUCUUCAUCGCCAGUAACCGGGUGUUCACGGAGGGAACGUGCAAGCUGCUGAAGCUGGUCAUCUCCGACCUGGUGGACGAGGACUUUGUGGUCAACCGCCGACAGCAGCCGGUGUCGGCGCUGCUUUUUGGGAUGGUGGCGCUGUUGACCAAGCCCGGGCAGACCUUAGCGCCGCUCUUCGGCACGUGGCUGCUGUGCGCCUACACAGGCUACGACAUUUUCCAAAGGGAACCCGCCGAGGACAUACCGGGACCCCACGUGGCUCCGGGCUCAGGGACCCCGCCUCUGCGCCUGGGUUGCUUCCACAUGCUGGUGUUUGUGCCCAUCACCUGCGCCCUGCUGCAGCUGGCCGCCUGGUCUCGCUUCACGCUGCACGGGCGCAAGCUGCGGGGCAUCAAGAGCUCCAGGCAGGGCGCCCAACACGGCGGCCUGGUGGACGUCAAGGCCAUCUGACGGAGCAGGGGAGUCCAAUCUAAAACAUACGGGGGCCAUUUUCAUAUUUUCAAAACCAAUACAUUACAUAACGUAACCAUUCGGGUCACUUUUGGUUAACAUUAAAGGUCCCGGUCAUUAAACUGUUAAAAAUAAUAUUUUGUUAUACCUUCAACACUUAAAUAUCUAUAGCUCAACCUCAAAACUAUCUGUUGCCAAAAUCUUAUUGAUUUUUCUUCAGUUUUUUGCCCAAAACCCUCCUUUUUAUGGAAUAAACCAAAAUAUCCAAAUGUGAAGUAAUUUUAGCCAUAAAUAAUGCUUUGUAUUCAUUAUUGUUUUUUGACUGUGUAAAUCCAAAAGGCCUACACCGACACUCAUAAAAUUGUUAAAAAUAAGUAAUAUAUUUAAUUUUUACUUUCAACGCUUAAAUCCUUGAAGCAACUUCCGAUCCAUCUGUAAUCUUAGCCAUAAGUACGUAAAUAAUUCAUAACAACAAUGCUUCGUAUUCAUUGUUUUUUGACUGUGUAAAUCCAAAAGGCCUCCACUCAUAAAAUUGUUAAAAAUAAGUCUUAUACUGUAUAUAUAUAUAUAUAUAU